Messenger RNA from Octopus bimaculoides (California two-spot octopus), 2372 nucleotides. RefSeq lists its product as uncharacterized. Lineage: Eukaryota; Metazoa; Mollusca; Cephalopoda; Octopoda; Octopodidae. The record is from RefSeq and is a predicted model, not a curated record.
CCUGGAGAACUACAUUGCAUGGAAACAAAUUGUGAUUACAAAUAAAUGUCCAACUGUACUCCUUGUUGACUCCAACUUUUUCAGUUAUCCAUUCACCCACUAGAGAAGCCCCAACGCAGCACUGGGUGAGAUCUGAAGAUGGACGAGUUUUAGACUAUACUCUACUACACUCUUAACAAAACAUAACCUAACAAUAUACAUAUUAUCGUGUUCUCUAUACAUUCAAUAUAUGGAAUUGUGUUUGUUUUUAUUUUUUAAUUCUAAACAAUUUCCAUUCCUAAUCACCUUUAUUAACUGCCGAACAUUGAUCACAAAUGGUUGCUCCAGUGUCUCGUCGUCAGCAUAAGAACCACUAUAAUAAGAUCGCGUAGUCAAUCUGAUAAUCCUUAUUUGUAAUAGUUACACUUAUAAUUUUCCGAAGACUUCGCGGUUGUUUUACUACACAUUAAAACAAAAAGAAUUUGAUUUGAUAUUAUACAAUACGAAACAAAAUUUCAAAUAACGAGGAAUUGUCGCCUGCGUCAUGGUUUGUUUCAAUAAUGUCCAUAUACAAUACGUCUUCACGAAACCGUUAUUUUGAAUUUCGAAAAAAAUCUAUUGAUAUUAUUUAACAAUUUUUUUUUUUUAGCAAAAAAGAAAGAUGAUAGAUGGAUGAAGCAAAUAUUGCGAGGAUUUUCAUAGUCAAAACUUUACUCAACGUGUAAAUCUUUAUAAUAUACAUGCUUUAGAGAAUCGGUGAACUUUUAUAGCAUUUGGCUUAGAACGUCAUGGAGGAUUCCAGCAUAGAAAUAGCAAGGAGAAAUGCUCGUUUGAAAACGUGUACCAUUAAAAAUCACAAAUCAGUUCGUAAGCUAAGUGAUCGUCACAUUAAUAUCUACAAUAAGAAUCAUUUAUUUUGGAAUUUCAGUAAAUUAUCAGUCGACUCCUUGCAGACGAGUGACCGGAGCCAUCUUAAACAAAGUCAUCCUCAGCAGGAAGGUGUGGUUGACAAUAAUAGUUUAUCUGAUUUUUCGGAAGAAAAUGUCAGUUGUGCUUCCAAUUUCUGUAUUAACAGCACUCCAGUGGAAAAUGGAAAAAAUAUUUGUAUAGAAAAUAUAUCUCUGUCUCCCAUAGGUUUGAAAGAAGUGUCAAUCAAUCAACAGAAUAUACGAUUUGCUUCUCCCGGUCUUUGCAAACGUAACCAAGUUUCAUGUAAUGUAUCAAAGAAACAGAAUAAAAAAGAGAAGCAUUUAUCUAGUAAAAAAGAAAUAUCUGAAAAAGAAAACAACCCUUUAUUGACAGCAAAACAAUAUAACAGUCGUACAUGUCGAAUACGUAAAAUCGAUGGUGAUGAUGGAGGAACUGCCAUUGGGAAUUGUUUUAAUAUUCGCCGCUCUGAAGAAUCUUCUUCUAAAGCAACACAACAGAAAAAUGCUGGGAAUGUGUCAUUUGCUUCAAAAUAUAAACUGAAGUCGUCUUUAAAAAAUUGUAACGCGAAAGCUCUGACUACAAGCAAAUCCGUUAGAUUCAAUGACAAAGUAAUUACAUUAAUGGAUUCAUUAAACGACGAAUUGAUAAUAUCUGAAGAAUCCCUUGAUAGUUUUGGCAAUGGCAAUAGCAUAGGCCGAAACAGGAAUUCGAGUGGAACCUCAACGAAACUCAACAGGGAAAACCACGAUGUUACUAACCCGAAGAACAAAGGUACUAUUGUUUCUGCUGACAUGAAGGGGAUUAUAUCACCAAAUGAAGGGCAGAUUGCAUGGUGUAUGUGAUUGAGCUGCAAUGUUGCAUGAUAGUGAGACAUGAGUACUAAAUGCAGAUGUGCAGAGGUUGGAAAGAAUCGAGGCAAAAAUGAUCUUCUGGGUACGUAAUGUUACAGUUACCAUCAUGCAAGAAAUGUCCAUCAUUUCCAAUCUUCUGUAUAAACAUAUCUGGUGAUGGAGAAAUGUUACCUUAUUUGGAAGCUGAUGAUGGUUGGCAACAGGAAUGAUAUCCUGUCAAAAAAAUUGACCUCAACAUAUUCUGUCCAACCCAUGUGAACAUGAAAAUAUUGAUGUUAAAAUGAUGAAAUGGAAAAAAAAAAUGUGAAGAUGGUGCUGGUGGCAGUGGUGUUAUUAUUUUUUAAUAAUAUCUUUCUGAAUCUUUGCAGUUUAACUGAAGUAUUUGAGGCAUUCUUUAGUUGAACUUGUUUAGAUGGUAACUUUAUCUGAGAUUGUGAGCAGAAACUAAAACAGCUUUAUCAUGGUAGAGCAGUGUUUUUUAAUCUGGAAACAUUGUAAGCUCACAAGGGAGUGCUGGGUAUUUUGAAGUUCAUGAUUUUUCAUAGAAAUAAAUUGUUUAAACUAGGUAUAAUGCUUAUAUCAUGCAAUAUUUUCAAACAAAUUUUUGUUGGA